Molecule: messenger RNA, 1465 nt
Organism: Helianthus annuus (common sunflower)
Lineage: Eukaryota; Viridiplantae; Streptophyta; Magnoliopsida; Asterales; Asteraceae
Product: embryogenesis-associated protein EMB8
Exons: 7
Coding region: 88-1332 (414 amino acids)
Molecular function (GO): short-chain carboxylesterase activity; monoacylglycerol lipase activity
Source: RefSeq, a predicted model, not a curated record
ACAUGUGCCAUAUAACCUUGUUUUUUAAACACCAUCACUAACAACAUUUGUCGUACCCCAGAUUUCAUUUCCCUAAAUCUAAAGAUAAUGUCAAUGGCAACUCCCCAUCUCACCCACUCACAUCCCCCAACACUUAUUAGCCACUCACCAGCAAGACUACUACGACCCACCAGAGCCACCCCUGUCUCCGGCAACAUGACCACCACCGAUCAGUUCAAAGACUACCAUCCGUCGCUUGAAGUCUUGGGUGGAGCUCGUGACAUGUUCUGUCCGGUUAUCAAGACUCACUUGGGCCGUCCCUAUAACCACUAUCCGGUUUUCGGUUCCAACCGCCAUAUUGAAACCAUAUUUGCUGCUUUUUUUCGGAACAUACCCGAUGUCAACUAUAAGCGUGAGUGCCUCAGGACCCCGGAUGAUGGGACCGUUACACUCGAUUGGGUUUCCGGUGAUGCCCGAACCUUGCCGGAUAACACUCCUAUUCUCUUAUUACUUCCUGGUUUGUCGGGAGGAAGUGAUGAUUCGUACGUAAGGCAUAUGUUGGUGAGAGCGAGAAACAAAGGGUGGCGCGUAGUGGUAUUCAAUAGCCGCGGCUGUGCUGAUAGUCCUGUUACCACACCUCAGAUGUAUUCGGCUUCGUUUCUAGGAGAUCUCGAUGAAGUAGUGAAUCAUGUUGUCACCAGAUAUCCGAAAGCCAAUCUUUAUGGUGCCGGUUGGUCCAUGGGAGCUAACAUUCUUGUUCAAUAUUUAGGAAAGGAGGCUGGUGCACGCAAUUUUUCGGGUGCAGUUUCCAUGUGUAAUCCUUUCAAUUUGGUUAUGUCAGAUGAGGAUUUAUGCCAGGGAUUUAACAAAAUUUAUAACCGAUCUCUCGCCAAGGCGUUGAGUGGCAUUUUAAAGAAGCAUCUUAUGUUGUUUGAAGACAUUGGAGGCGAUUACAAUAUCCAGUUAGCGGCUAACGCUGAAACCAUCCGGGAUUAUGAUGAAGGAUUGACCCGAGUUUCCUUUGGUUUCAAGUCAGUCGACGAGUACUUGCAAAAAUCAUGCAGUGCGGAUUACAUAAAAUAUGUUCGCACACCUUUGCUUUGCAUACAGGCGAAAAAUGAUCCGAUCGCACCUGAUAGAGCGAUACCUCGUGAAGACAUCAAGGAGAACCCGAAUUGUGUGUUGAUAGUUACACCACAAGGCGGUCAUUUAGGGUGGGUUGCGGGUGAGAAUGCUCCACAAGGGUGCCCAUGGACCGAUCCUAUGGUCAUGGAUUUCCUCCAACAUCUUGAAAAUGAAAAAUCGGGCACACGUCAAGGUACAGGCAACGUGCUGCAGUCGGUAGAGGCAUAGACUAGAUUCAUUGGCAACCAUUUGUAUGUAUGUACUUUAGUAGGUUUAGUUACCCUUUUUAUGUUACCAAAUGGAAAUAUAAUAUGUUGCAACAAUGUGUGAUUCAUAUUUAACCCUUCUUAAAUAUCUCCAA